UGUACGCGAUAUGAAUUGGAUACGACCGGGAGAGGAUGGCCCACGCAGUACAACCCAUUAUGUGCUUUUCUAAAUGUUUUGUUAACGGCGGCCUUUUGAUUUUACAUCUUCAUGUUGCUAUACCUGUUUUGCCUUGAUGAUUGUCUCCAUGAAACACUAUUACCCUUCCUUUAUAUCCACUAUUAUUUGUCUGUGACCACCUUGAUUUUUUCAAAUUGGCAUGUUUUCCUCAUGAUGUCUGUCACGAAUCCGGUCCGAGGACCACUAUGUCAUAUGCAUGGGGUGGGUGUUUAUUGGCGCUGAGUCUCCCAUGUCACUGAAUAUAAAAACACUGUGAACCCCGAACGAUGUUGCUGCCUUGUAGU
This is a messenger RNA of Aspergillus pseudonomiae, 365 nucleotides long. RefSeq lists its product as uncharacterized. The record is from RefSeq and is a predicted model, not a curated record. Bases 112 to 303 code for a protein of 63 amino acids. The transcript has a single exon. Lineage: Eukaryota; Fungi; Ascomycota; Eurotiomycetes; Eurotiales; Aspergillaceae.